CAGACUAGGAAGUGCUGCUGUUGCUUACCGACAGACAGCAGCAGAUAGCAGCAGCAACAACACACUGUAUUAGCUGCCGUUUCUCUGUCACAGGUGUGCCCACUGAUGUUUUUUAUGACAAGUGAUGAGGCGAGGAAAGGAAUGUCCUCCAACAGCGGCUGAAAAAUGAAAACCAGGUGACUCAUUGGUGACUCAUUGGCUAAGACAUGUGUGGCUAAUAAAGAAGAUGAGACCACACAGAGACAUGGACACCAGUCAAUAGCAAACCAUAAUUCUUCAUUAUUUUGCACAUUGUAGUCACUGAAAUAUAAACUGCAUACCUUUUACUGCUUGUGGAAUGGAUCCUUAUCAAUAACUAGUGCUAAAAAUGUCUCUGGGUGAGCAGUCUCAAAAGUGGUUUCCAACCCACGUCCAAGCCACAGUUCUCCAGGCAAGUGGUCUACAGCCCAAAGGCAAAAGUGGCACAAAUGAUGCCUUCACUAUCAUUCAACUGGGCAAGGAAAAGUACUCGACAUCAGUGGCAGAGAAAACACUCAAUCCAGUCUGGAGAGAAGAAGCCUCCUUUGAGUUACCUGGCCUGCUCUUGGAGGGCAACCCAGAAGUCUAUCAACUUUGCCUGAUUGUGAUGCAUCGCUCCUUGGUUGGAAUGGACAAGUUCUUAGGUCAGAAGUCAAUCAAUCUUAAUGAAAUAUUCGAUAACAAGGAGCGAAAGAAAACUGACUGGUAUUCCCUGGAGUCCAAACCAGGACAGAAGAGGAAAGAACGGGGUCGCAUCCAAGUUAGCAUCCAGUUCAUGAGAAACAACAUGACGGCCAGCAUGUUUGACCUCUCAAUGAAAGAGAAGCCUCGUUCUCCUUUCUCCAAGAUAAAGGACAAAAUGAAGGGUCGAAAGCAUGACAGCGGCCUUGGUGAUGCAUCCUCAGCCAUUCUGCCUCGUUCUGCUGUGUGUGAGUCAGAGCCCAACUCCCAAUCUUCUGGCCAAGACCAACAACCCAAGACUGACGGAAAGGUCAAAAGGCCGUUGCUGGCUGGGUCCCAUAAACUCUCUGCAGCCCAUUCUAUGUCAGAUCUGAUUGAGUCCCACUUUCGGCCUAAGCUGGACUCCAUGAACUCAAUUGAUGAGAGAAGGAGUACAGGUGUACCUCACAGGCGUUCCCAGAGCAUAGUGCCCGACUAUCAGGACACUGAGGCACACGGUGACCCUUUCACUGAUAUCAGUGACACCCUGCCACAGAAGUAUGCCACGCUCCCACGCAAUCACAACCCAUUUGAGGAGGAGCGCGGGCAGCUGUGGGACCGUGGUGAGCGGAAGGAGAAAAAGGAGAAAGUAAGCCUCUUGGAACGCGUGACUGGGAGGAAGGAAGGUCGCAAACCUGGCAACGGAGGUCGAUUUGGCAGCUCGGGAGACCUGCGUUCCCCCAACCCUUUUAGUGGAGACCCACAAGCAGAUACAAACCCAUUCAGCUUCAACUACAAAUCCAGUGAUAAAAAGUCAUCAGGAAAAGACGACGACAUCACCUUAGGCCACAAGAAAAAGGACAUCUUUGGCAGGAAGAACGAGGUGAGACAGGAGAGCGUGGCUGCCUACCGCAACUUAUCUUUUGAAGAAGUUGUGCAAGAACUCAUCAAGCAAAAAGAAGUAGUGAGAAAAAAAGACGCUCACAUCCGAGAACUGGAAGACUACAUCGACAACCUCCUGGUGCGGGUUAUGGAGGAAACGCCAAACAUUUUACGAACACCGUAUGAGCCAAAAAAGAAGGCGGGUAAACGUUGUAAAAAACAGUGAGAAGCAAAAUAAUUGGAGGUCGGUUACUAAUGAAGGGUUAGUGGAAGCUAAUGUAGUAGUUUGAUUCAUGUAAAGAUGGAGUAGAGGAUGGGUUUUAUCACAGCCAAACUUCCAGGACAUUUUUAAUGAAUUAAUGUAAUUCUUGCAACAUUUUGUAUAUUUUGAUUAUCUUAGUUUUUGUUUGACAUUCCUGUGCACCUGUUUAAAAAGUCCUCCCUGAAUACUAGUGGUUUAUAAUUAGGUACUGAGGCAGGAUGAAUAGUAUUUAUAAGGAUUCAGGUUGGUUUCACACUUGAACCUUAUCUCAGCCCAGUAGAACCUAGAUCAGUGAAAACACACUAAUUUACACACUGAUCAGUAAAAGAGUUCAAAUUUGGGUUUGCGUAUUCUGCGCCAUGUUAACUAGCGCUUCAUUUUGCACUGUAUUCUAAACUGAUUAGUUUGCUAGGUCACCGAAUUGUAACCCUGAAAACACAUGAGAGCCUGUGGCUUCAUUUGGGUUGUGUUCACACUUGUCAUGUUUGGUGUAUUAAUAUGAAUCCUGGUGGCAUAAAUGCUAACCUCCACACAUUAGCAAACACACUAAUGGCGAGUCUGCUAAAGCUCGGUUGUUAGGUUGUUACUUUACACUUCAUUUGGUUCACACCAGGACAACUCUUUAAAUAUUGAAUCCUCCUCUUUAAGGCUUUUACAUGUGCAUUUUCAUCACCUGAUCCAAAAAGUCACAUUUUGGAUUUAUGGACAUGUUUAUGUCCACAUUGAUGAAAUUGCAUAGUAAGUGAAAAGGUUCUAUGAUUUGUGUUGUUUAAAGAAACACAGAAAUAACCCAAACCAUUUAAAGUUUAUUUCUUUAGAAGCCUAAUGAAUGUGAACUGUAUUGUCAUCAGGAUGUUAAGGAGGAAUCUUAAAAAUCUGUAAUCAAAGCAGGCAGAUCCAUGGUGCUUUAUCAAUAAUUUCCAUAAAACAUUGUUUUUGGAGCUAGCCCUGCUGGCCAAAAGUGGUACAGCAGUUGGAUCAUAAUAUCCAGGGGUCUUCAAAACUCCUGUGAACCCAACAUGACAAUGUCAACCCAACUUUUAAAGAAGGACUGU
Molecule: messenger RNA, 2877 nt
Organism: Cynoglossus semilaevis (tongue sole)
Lineage: Eukaryota; Metazoa; Chordata; Actinopteri; Pleuronectiformes; Cynoglossidae
Gene: rab11fip2
Product: RAB11 family interacting protein 2 (class I)
Exons: 6
Coding region: 368-1786 (472 amino acids)
Biological process (GO): regulated exocytosis
Cellular component (GO): phagocytic cup; endosome
Molecular function (GO): small GTPase binding
Source: RefSeq, a predicted model, not a curated record